This is a messenger RNA of Blastomyces gilchristii SLH14081, 289 nucleotides long. RefSeq lists its product as uncharacterized. NCBI's taxonomy places the organism in Eukaryota, Fungi, Ascomycota, Eurotiomycetes, Onygenales, Ajellomycetaceae. The annotation marks the transcript as partial. The transcript has a single exon. The record is from RefSeq and is a predicted model, not a curated record.
UAUUUGCAAUUGUAUAAUUUAUCUCUGAUUCAGCUAGCAUUUUGUAUAUACUCUCAUAAAGAAACCUUCACUGUAUUACAUCACUCAUUUACUAACUUUUCUCAUUCUCUAAUUAUCUUCUUCAUUAUCAUUAUUAUUAAAUGUUAUUAUCUUCUUCAAGAUUUCUGCUUCUUCUUCUAUUCAACAUCUUUUAUCUAUUUAUCUAUCACAUUGUACAUGUUUCUGGCAAUGAUUCUCUGUUCUCAUAACAAGUGUCAUCAUAGUACUCAUAUCAGGCAGUUUAUUAGCA